CCGCCGCCGCCGCCGCCCGCGUCUCCGUCGCCGCGCGCCUGAGCCGCCGUCGCCGCCGCGCGCCCUGCCUGGGGGCGGCCCCCCCAGCCCCAUGGAGGUCUCCCGGAGGAAGGCACCGCCGCGCCCCCCGCGCCCCGCCGCGCCGCUGCCCCUGCUCGCCUAUCUGCUGGCGCUGGCGGCGCCAAGCCGGGGCGCGGACGAGCCCGUGUGGCGGUCGGAGCAAGCCAUCGGAGCCAUCGCGGCGAGCCGGGAGGACGGCGUGUUCGUGGCGAGCGGCAGCUGCCUGGACCAGCUGGACUACAGCCUGGAGCACAGGCUCUCGCGCCUGUACCGGGACCAAGCGGGCAACUGCACGGAGCCCGUCUCGCUGGCGCCCCCCGCGCGGCCCCGGCCGGGGAGCAGCUUCAGCAAGCUGCUGCUGCCCUACAGCGAGGGGGCGGGCGACCUCCAGGGGCUGCUGCUCACCGGCUGGACCUUCGACCGGGGCGCCUGCGAGGUGCGGCUCCUGGGCAACCUGAGCCACAGCUCCCUGCGCAACGGCACCGAGGUGGUGUCGUGUCACCCGCAGGGCUCGACGGCCGGCGUGGUGUACCGCGCGGGGGACCAGAACCGCUGGUACCUGGCCGUGGCCGCCACCUACGUGCUGCCGGAGCCCGAGACGGCGAGCCGCUGCAACCCGGCGGCGUCCGACCGCGACACCGCCAUCGCCCUCAAGGACACGGAGGGACGCAGCUUGGCCACGGAGGAGCUGGGCCGCCUCAAGCUGCGCGGGGGCGCGGGCAGCCUGCACUUCGUGGACGCCUUUCUCUGGAACGGCAGCGUCUACUUCCCCUACUAUCCCUACAACUACACGAGCGGCGCCGCCACCGGCUGGCCCAGCAUGGUGCGCAUCGCGCAGAGCGCCAAGGUGCUGCAGUUCCAGGGCCAGGCGGCCCUCGACUGCGGCCACGGGCACCCCGACGGCCGGCGCCUGCUCCUCUCCUCCAGCCUGGUGGAGGCCCUGGGCGUCUGGGCGGGCGUGUUCAGCGCGGCCACCGGGGAGGGCCAGGAGAGGCGCUCCCCCGCCACCACGGCGCUCUGCCUCUUCAGGAUGAGUGAGAUCCAGGAGCGCGCCAAGAGCUGCCCCUGGGACUUCCAGACGGCCGAGCACAACUGCAAAGAAGGGGAGCAACCUGAGAGAGUCCAACCAAUCGCCUCAUCUACCUUGAUCCAUUCCGACCUGACAUCCGUUUAUGGCACCGUGGUAAUGAACAGGACUGUUUUGUUCUUGGGGACAGGAGAUGGCCAGUUACUUAAGGUUAUUCUUGGUGAGAAUUUGACUUCAAAUUGUCCAGAGGUUAUUUAUGAAAUUAAAGAAGAAACACCUGUUUUCUACAAACUGGUUCCUCAUCCUAAGAAGAAUAUCUACAUCUAUCUAACAGCCGGGAAAGAGGUGAGGAGAAUUCGUGUUGCCAACUGCAGUAAGCAUCAAUCCUGCACCGAGUGUUUAACGGCAGCAGACCCUCACUGCGGUUGGUGCCGUUUGCUACAAAGGUGUACUUUUAAAGAAGAUUGUGUACAUCCAGAGAACUAUGAAAACUGGCUGGAUAUUUCAUCGGGAGCCAAAAGAUGCCCUCAAAUUAACCUAUUUCGAAGCAGUAAAGAUGAGACUACAGUCACUGUGGUGGGAAGCUUCCCUCCCAGACGCUCGGAGUGGGAGUGUGUGGUGAAGAACCUGGACACAGGCAGGCAGCUCUGCAGGGGUAAAAGUCCGCCAGGCAAGACCUGCACGUGCAGCAUCCCCACCAGAGCGACCUACAAAGAUGUUUUGGUUGUCAACGUGACAUUCUCCGUCGGUUCUUGGCAUUUAUCAAAAAGAUUCAACUUUACCAACUGCUCGUCAUUAAGAGAAUGCCCAAUAUGUAUUGGAACUGGCUGUGCUUGGUGUAAAAGUGAGAGAAGGUGUAUCCACCCCUUCACAGCUUGUGACCCUUCUGAUUACAAGCAAAACCAGGAACACUGUCAGGUUGCUGUUGAGAAACGGACGCCACCCAAGACAGCAGGAGGAGGAAGAUUCAUGGAGAAUAAGAGUAAUAGGACCCAUCAGGGCUUGCAGGUCUUUUACAUUAAGUCCAUUGAGCCACAGAAGAUAUCGACUUUAGGGAAAAGUAACGUGAUCGUCACGGGGGCAAACUUUACCCAGGCAUCCAACAUUACGAUGAUCCUGAAAGGAACCAGUACUUGCGAGAAGGAUGUGAUACAGGUUAGCCAUGUGCUAAAUGACACCCAUAUGAAAUUCUCUCUACCAUCAAGCCGAAAAGAAAUGAAGGAUGUGUGUAUCCAGUUUGACGGCGGGAACUGUACAUCUGUGGGACCCUUGUCGUAUAUUGCUCUGCCACACUGUUCCCUCAUAUACCCUGCCACCACCUGGAUCAGUGGUGGUCAAAAUAUAACUAUCGUGGGCAGAAAUUUUGACGUAAUUGACAACUUAAUCGUUUCACAUGAGUUAAAAGGAAACAUAAAUGUCUCUGAAUAUUGUAUGGCGAAUUCCUGCAGGUUUUUAGCCCCCAGUUUAAAGAGUUCAAAAGCGCGUACAAACGUCACUGUGAAGCUGAGAGUCCAGGAGACCUACUUGGACUGCGGAAGCCUGCAGUAUCUUGAGGACCCCAGGUUCACAGGGUGUCGGGUCGAACCCGAGGGGGACACAGAACUGGAAGUGAAAAUUCAAAAAGAAAACGAUGAGUUCAACAUCUCCAAGACAGACAUUGAAAUCACCCUCUUCCACGGGGAAAAUGAGCAAUUAAAUUGCAGUUUUGAAAAUAUUACGAGAAAUCAAGAUCUCACCAUCAUCCUUUGCAAAAUUAAGGGCAUCAGUAACGCAAACAGCAUUGACACCUCUUCCAAGAAAGUUCGCGUCAAACUGGGAAACUUGGAGCUCUACGUUGAGCAGGAAACAGUUCCAACCACUUGGUAUUUUCUGAUUGUGCUUCCCGUCUUGCUAGUGAUUGUCAUCUUUGCGGCUGUGGGGGUAACCAGGCACAAAUCGAAGGAGCUGAGCCGCAAACAGAGCCAACAGCUGGAGCUCCUGGAGAGUGAGCUCCGGAAAGAGAUACGUGAUGGCUUUGCUGAGCUGCAGAUGGAUAAAUUGGAUGUGGUUGAUAGUUUUGGAACUGUUCCCUUCCUUGACUACAAACAUUUUGCUCUGAGAACUUUCUUCCCCGAGUCAGGUGGCUUCACACACAUCUUCACUGAAGAUAUGCAUAACAGAGAUGCCACUGACAAGAAUGAAAGUCUCACAGCUUUGGAUGCCCUGAUUUGUAAUAAAAGUUUCCUUGUUACUGUCAUCCACACCCUUGAGAAGCAGAAGAACUUUUCAGUGAAGGACAGGUGUCUGUUCGCCUCCUUCUUGACCAUUGCACUGCAAACCAAGCUGGUCUACCUGACCAGCAUCCUGGAGGUGCUGACCAGGGACUUGAUGGAACAGUCCAGUAACAUGCAGCCUAAACUCAUGCUAAGACGCACGGAGUCUGUGGUAGAAAAACUCCUCACAAACUGGAUGUCUGUCUGCCUUUCUGGUUUUCUGCGGGAAACUGUUGGAGAGCCGUUCUAUUUGCUGGUGACGACUUUGAACCAGAAAAUAAACAAGGGUCCCGUGGAUGUAAUCACCUGCAAAGCCCUGUACACCCUGAACGAAGACUGGCUGCUGUGGCAGGUUCCAGAGUUCAGUACUGUGGCAUUAAACGUCAUCUUUGAAAAGAUCCCGGAAAAUGAGAGUGCAGAUGUCUGUCGGAACAUUUCAGUCAAUGUUCUUGAUUGUGACACCAUAGGCCAAGCGAAAGAAAAGAUUUUCCAGGCUUUCCUAAGCAAAAAUGGCUCUCCUUAUGGACUUCAGCUGAAUGAAAUUGGUCUCGAGCUGCAAGUGGGGACACGACAAAAAGAACUGCUGGAUAUUGACAGUUCAUCUGUGAUUCUCGAAGAUGGAAUAACUAAGCUAAAUACCAUCGGCCAUUACGAGAUAUCAAAUGGAUCCACUAUAAAGGUCUUUAAGAAGAUAGCAAAUUUUCCUUCAGAUGUGGAAUACUCAGAAGACCACUGCCAUUUGAUUUUACCAGAUUCCGAAGCAUUCCAAGAUGUGCAAGGAAAAAGACAUCGAGGAAAACACAAGUUCAAAGUAAAAGAAAUGUAUCUGACAAAGCUGCUGUCGACCAAGGUGGCAAUUCAUUCUGUGCUUGAGAAACUUUUUAGAAGCAUUUGGAGUUUACCCAACAGCAAAGCCCCAUUUGCUAUAAAAUACUUUUUUGACUUUUUGGAUGCCCAAGCUGAAAACAAAAAAAUCACAGAUCCUGAUGUCGUACAUAUUUGGAAAACAAACAGCCUUCCUCUUCGCUUCUGGGUAAACAUCCUGAAGAACCCUCAGUUUGUCUUUGACAUUAAGAAGACACCACACAUAGACGGCUGUUUAUCUGUGAUUGCCCAGGCAUUCAUGGACGCAUUUUCUCUCACAGAGCAGCAACUCGGGAAGGAAGCACCAACUAAUAAACUUCUCUAUGCCAAGGAUAUCCCAACCUACAAAGAGGAAGUAAAAUCGUAUUACAAAGCAAUCAGGGAUUUGCCUCCAUUGUCAUCUUCAGAAAUGGAAGAAUUCUUAACUCAGGAAUCUAAGAAACAUGAAAAUGAAUUUAAUGAAGAAGUGGCCUUGACAGAAAUCUACAAAUACAUCGUAAAAUAUUUUGAUGAGAUUCUAAAUAAACUAGAAAGAGAACGAGGGCUGGAAGAAGCUCAGAAACAACUCUUGCAUGUAAAAGUCUUAUUUGAUGAAAAGAAGAAAUGCAAGUGGAUGUAAGCACUCUGGGGACUGGCUUAAUCUGGCAAAAUUCUUCAGACAACUUGGGAGCAAAAUGGCUGCUUGAGCUACUCUGUGUCGUUAAUUUUUAAAGUUUGCACAUAGGUUCCACUUUGAGCACUGUCUUUUAGAGACCAAGGCACAUGCACAGCUUUUAGAAAGCAUACCAACCACUGUGCCUGUGCAUAUACUGUGGGAACCUUUCUGUAAAUAGAGUCGAAGUGGUUGUUGCAAACAGCCUCCUUGUUUACAGAGAAUACAGGGCCAGUAAGCAAGUGUCAGUUAACUACAGUCUUCACUUAAGCACAAUGACAGCAGUGGUUUUGUGUCUGAAAACUACAGUUAUGUAGCACUUGUGACUACACUGCACCUCUGCAGAAAAGGGACACUGCCAGUGAUCACAAGAAAAUGUGAAAUGAGUCAUUUGGAAACAAGGUGGGAGUGUUAGGGCAACCUCGAGGAUUUGCAGCAUUGAAACUUUCCCCAGUAGUUCUUGGAAAAGCUGACCACAGAAUUUGGUAGUGUGUACACUUAGCAUUCGUGAGUGUGUGUGUGUGUGUGUUUUUAAACCAAAAACUGACAGUGUUGCAACAUUGUUGAAAGGGCUCGUGUUUUUCAGUGGUCGCCAACUGCACUCCAUCAACUCACCUCCAUCUCACGAAGGAGCUCUAAAGCAAGGAGAGUGAGGAGGCUUUAUUUAAAUGCAACAGCAUUUUACCCACUUUGUCCUGAUGUGUUCCUUUUUUUCAUUUUUUCAUACUAAAUGUAUUUGAUAGUGGACAUGUUGGCUAUUGUAAAACAAAACAAAACAUCAUUAGUUUAUUUCUGUCUAAAAACUUUGAUCAGAACUAUCUGUAGAAGAGUAACUCCCUCCCCUAAUCCUACAUUUCUAUACUUGGUGUCUCCUUGCUUUAGAUUUCUGGUGAACCCUGUGGUUAUAAAUACUUGUGUGUGAUUUAAAAAAAAAAAAAAUACAUUUUACAUUUCAUGAAAUUGCUGUUCACACUGGAGUACUAUAUAUGAAUAUAUAUAUUUGAGGCCCAAGGCCUGAAAAAUAUUAGUAUACAACUUGGUAUCUUAGUCUUACUAUGUACUUUUUGAAAGUAUUCCUCACAAGAGAAAGAAUUCAAAAUACCCAUUUUAUUCAUACCUUUCUUUUUAAAGAAUUCCCUAUCCAGUUAUAUUGUAACUGUAGUCUUUUUAUUGAUUUUUUUAUUCCUGAAUUUUUGCUGCUCAUGACCAAUUUUAAUACCACUGUGUUUUCCUUCUAUUAAAUCAAAAGUAAAAAAUGUAAUUGGCAACUCUCAACCUUCCUUGUGGCACCUUUUACCCUUGGUGUUCCAAAUCCCAGAUUAAGGAAAGACAUUUUUUCAAGUAGCAAAUAAAACAUUGAUCAUAUAUUCCUUAAAAUCUUUUUACCAACGUUGUAUGGGAUAUCAGGAUUUAAAUGUGAAUUUGUCUUCGAAAAUGAAAUUCUUUUUGCUCCUCAGUAUCUGGCAAAGAGUAAGAGGUGAUACCUCAACAAAAUGAUCAAAUAAGCAGUUAUUACCCUGAUAGGCACCUUCCCAAUCCUGUCACUUUUGACCACUGUCUGUCCAAUGGACACACCUCAAAAAUACUACCAAAUAGGUUACUUACAAGUAUAAAGGUGAGAGGUCUGGUCCCCAUCUAAGGCUGCUACAGUCUUGAUGUGAAGGCAUUCAUAAGAGAGUAACAGGAGGACAGUUGAGAGCCAAGGGUAGGAGAGUUGCCCAAAAAACUUCCCCUUCUUUAGGGUACAGAAAUGCUAAGAAAAGGAUCAGCUACAGCUUUAAGUAUUCAGUAAAUGCUACAUGAGGGUGUCCCUGUCCAGCUCUCUGGCACAUGAGUCCCAUGUGGAGCCUUACCUCCUCUUGCAGGGACGAUGCUGCUGGGAACUUUGGGCAAGUCACUUACCUCUUUGUGCCUCAAUUUCUAAUAUUUCUAACCUACCUCAUUGAGGUGGUGUGAAGAUUCACUAAUGUAUGUAGCGUGUUUGUCAAUCCUCCAGUGAAAAGCACUAUCUAGAUCACAUUUUGGAUCACAUUAGCCAAAUGCAGUAAUGGCCAAAUUAGAUGUGUGCUGAAGACAAUCAGUCACUGGGUCUAUAUUAAACUGCAACCAGAGAAAUAAAUGGCAAACAAUUUCUAUUUUCAAGUUUCUUUGCAUAUUUUUUUGGUGCAAACCAUUUAUAAACUUUUUUUUCUAACACUAGUGUCUACAGCAGCAUUUAAAAAUUAAUUCUGUUACCUUUUCCGUAUUAGGGAUUUAAAGUCUAUUUCUUACUGUAUACCUGAUUGAAGUUGUACUUGGAGAUGAAUGUUUUAAAUGUCUAUAUCCAAAAAUAAACAUUUUGAUGUAAAUGUGGACUGUCUUUUUUUUUCCUUCAAAUGUUCUAGUUAUAAUAGAUUUUUUAUUCUAAGUAGCUCCACGGAAAUUAUCUAGGUGCCAACGCGAAUGUGAGUAAGCAGCUCUGUAUGUAGUAAGUACAUCUAGUUUCUUCUAAAUGAUGCUAAGGAAUGCUCAUUUACAUCCCUGGCCUCCACUAUCUACCUGGACUUUUUGAUCCUGAAGACUUCUGGAUAAUGAACAUUCCACUUAGUUUGGCAGACUUGAGCUGUGCCUUGUUGACGUGAAGUUAUUCCAGCAGAAUUCCUUUAAAAGAGGUUAGGGAUACACAGAAAUAAAACAUUUAUAAUAAUUUGGUUAGAUCCAAAACAGUGGGAGGCAACAUUAAAUACCAACAAUAUUUCUAAGGGACCCCAUGGGGUUCAAGUUUUACAACGAAUGGCCCUUGUUUUAUACGGUCACGGGUUUAUUUGUACUUUGUGGUUUUGGGUUAGAAUAGAAAAUAACAAUGAGACUGUGACAUUGCUAAAUACACAAUGUAUGGUCAAGAUUAAGACAAUAAAGAAAAAUAUUUAUUAAGCUCUUUAAUUAUUUGACAGAGAGAUAGACAGAAGAGCACAAGCAGAGGGAAUGGCAGAGGGAGAGGGAGAAGCAGGCUCCGCACUGAGCAGGGAGCCUGAUGCGGGACUCGAUCCUAGGACCCUGGGAUCAUGACCUGAGCCGAAGGCAGAUGCUUAACCAUCUGUGCCACCCAGGCGCUCUGCACACAGCUUUUAGAACGGUAGCAUUUGAUAAUAUUUAUAUAUCUUCAAGUUUUGUUUUUUAAUGCUUUUAAGUCAUCUUUUUUCAAGAACUAGAGAACUCUUGUAUAUAAUAAACCGGAAAAUGUUUACUGACCCUAUUACUGCCAACUAUCUCAAAGAGGCAGAACGAAUUCAACAUAGGCAUAUUUCAGGCAAAAUGCCAAAAAAAAAAAAGCCAAAAAAUUUCAAAGUGAAAAUAAUUUAAAAACUUGAUUCCCUAA
This is a messenger RNA of Mirounga angustirostris (Northern elephant seal), 8213 nucleotides long. RefSeq names its product plexin C1 (gene PLXNC1). Gene Ontology annotation, cellular component: semaphorin receptor complex; plasma membrane. The transcript has 31 exons. NCBI's taxonomy places the organism in Eukaryota, Metazoa, Chordata, Mammalia, Carnivora, Phocidae. Gene Ontology annotation, biological process: regulation of cell shape; negative regulation of cell adhesion; positive regulation of axonogenesis. Gene Ontology annotation, molecular function: protein binding; semaphorin receptor activity. Bases 92 to 4822 code for a protein of 1576 amino acids. The record is from RefSeq and is a predicted model, not a curated record.